Molecule: messenger RNA, 3975 nt
Organism: Plasmodium cynomolgi strain B
Lineage: Eukaryota; Apicomplexa; Aconoidasida; Haemosporida; Plasmodiidae
Exons: 2
Coding region: 1-3975 (1324 amino acids)
Source: RefSeq, a predicted model, not a curated record
AUGGAUAAAGGCAAAAAGGGCAAACUUCUCUUUGCACAUUUGAACAAAAGGCCAUAUAUCAGCAAGGCAGAGGAAAUUACCAAGGCAAGAAGCUGCACCGUCAAAAAAAACAAACUCAAAAAUAUAUACGUAGAUUUUUCCCUGAAUAAAUAUAUCAACAUAAAUAGCCUUAACGUAACAAAAUUUAUUAAAACGCCAAUACAUUACCAGACGUUUAGAGAGCUUGUCGACACGAUAAAGAGCGUCAGCAAUGUGAGGCUGCAAAAUAUUCACUUGGUGAGAAAAAUUGUGAAUUCUAUGGGGGUGUACGUAACGAAUUAUUUAAACAACGUGAGUCAAUUGAGUCAGUUGAGCCAUUCAAACCAUUUGAGCCAUUUGAACCACUUGAGUAGUUUAAGCCCGUCGAAUGGAGGAGUCCACUGUGAAGACAGCUUUUACGACAUGGAUAAUUGUGACGAGGACGAAAAUGCGAUAACUCCAAAUAGCAUCAUUACUGUUCUGAUUAGUCUGUACAAGCUAAAGUAUCGAAACGAGAAAUUUUUGCAAUUGCUGGAAAGGCUUAUAUUUGUGAAGAAGGACAAGUUUAAAUUUUCCCAGCUAAAUUUAACCCUCUACAUUUAUGCCUAUUUCAACAGAGUAAAUAAAACAUUCAUAAAUUGCUUACUAAUAAAUAUUUUGGACAAUGAAAAGAUGCUAAAUGCAGAUAACAUUUUGAGCAUUUUCACGUCCCUAUUUUAUUUAAACUGUAAGAAUGAGAAGACGUUAGAUCGUUUGGCAAAUUAUAUCAUUUCCAAUCAUCUACAUUUCGAUAUCAAUGUUAUCAUUUUUCUUUUGAACAAUUUGAGGAAGCUGAACUAUUCGAAUACUUCUCUUAUGGAGUAUUUCCACGAUCAGAUUGUCCUCAAAUUGGGCUUCCUUCCUCCAGGAGGGGUAGAAAGGGGGAAAAAGUGUGUUGACCCGUUUUUUUUAAAGAGAAAGAUUCAGCACAUUAUUGAUGAGGAGAAUCUCCAACAGAGGGAUUACUCACCUGGUGCAUGCAUCUGGGGUGACGCAAAAGAGGGGAACCCUCACCUUAUGUCACAUGUGAAGGAUGAAAAAAGGGGAGAAGUCACAUCGAGUUACUACCCCCCCAUGACCGACAUAGAUCUAAGUUACAACCUGUGUGCAGAAGACAUAAACAGUACCUACGGAUCAGUACACAAUAAAUACAUUGUGGAAAAUAAUUACGUAGAUUAUAUUUACGAGUAUUAUAAUGAGAAGGAUCUAGAAGAGAUAAGUAUGAGCAAAUUGGAUAUCCUCAUGGAGGUACUCAUAUACAAUAAAUACUUCAAGCAAGACAUGCUAACCGUUUUGUAUGAAUAUCUGCUGAACAACUUAAAAAUUUUUAUGAGUCAAAAUGAUAGUGACAUGUGUCGUAUUUUAUCCAAUUUGUAUUAUUUUCAAAUAAAUAACUUCCCGAACGUUCUUUUGCUAAAUAAAAAAAUACUGUUAAGUAUGUGUCACUAUUAUGUACCUUUUUAUAAACGAACUAACAUAAUGAUUUUUCUGUACAUAAAAUUACUGCUAGAGAAGCACAACUAUUUUGACGUGUUUAUCGAUACCAUAUUACAGAAAAAGAUACAAACGGAUUUGCUAACUUUGGAAGGGAAACAAUUCUUAAAUCUACUCAAUGAGUACAAAAAUUAUAGUGUAAGCAAAUACCUUUGCGACAUUUCUUUGGUGUACUUUGACUUCUUUACUGUGAAGUACUCACCUCAUGAGUUAGAAGAAGUGGGGAACGCAUUAGACAAAUUCCAAGAGGAACCCCACCAUGGAUCUUACCCCCAAGUGAUCUCCAUCCACAGGGAUGAAAAGAAUAAGAGAUUCAUAACACUAGAGUUUAAUGAAAAAAACAAGCUAAGAUCCUACGACGGGCAAUUUUUAUUACAGCUUUUUUACUUCUACAUCCAAAUGAAGUACUACGAAGGGAUAUUCCUAUUUCUUAAGAGCUUAUUUUCCGGGGUGAGAGAUUUUAAGAAAUUCGACCCAUACGUAUACUACAAAAUUAAUAAUCACUCUGCCGAUUUUGUUGUGGGGAAUCAGAUCCAGGAGGUGCAGAGGGCUGAUCUGUACGUCAGGCUGAAUGCAUUGCAAAUAAUUCACAUGUACGAGUAUUUUAAGAGCGCCUUUGAAUCAAAUGAAGAUUUUAUCACCCAACAAGGUAACGUGAUAAAUGCUAACCAUGAAAAGGCUCUUUAUUACCACUUCUACGCAUCCAAUGGGGAUAAUUCUUUUGAUGGCAGCAUGGGGGAUGUUGCUUCCCCCUUGCCAGUUCAAACGAAACAGUGUAAGCAGCCUUUGCGUUGUGAAAAUAAGACACAAGCCGGUCCAGUCAGCAAAUAUGUAUUUACCGAAUGGAAAGUUAACUACAUUAGUGGCAAUAACCACACUGCUACUUCGAAAUGGGAGUCGAAUCGGACGUUUGGGAAUGUCCUCAAUGGGGAAGGGAACAAUGGGGGGGUCCCAUUGGAGAAGAAAAAAUACAACUCGAAGUUACCAAAAAGUGGAGGAUUAAAAAAUGAACAGGUCAACCAAAACGGAAAUAUCGUCCAAGACGCAACUAUCCACUUUGAGAAAAGCACCUUCCACGUAGACAGUCAUGUUUAUAACAUCCUGAGCAACAUUUUCUUGUACACCCCUGUGGACCUGUUCGCAUUACACAUUCACUACUUUAAUUCGAAGAAUAUCUUUUUUUUGUUGCAGAACAUAAUUUUUAAGUUGAAUUGGCUCAACGUUCAGUACCUCUCCCUUGUAGUUGCAAAGAUUUUUUCCCGAAUUAGUGAAGAAACUUGUCGCGAAACGAAGAAGGAUUAUUUCGUGUAUCUCGAUUUCUUCCAUGAUUACUUAUUGGGGGAGGAAGGAGCUAGUCAAAAGUUCUCCUAUCAGUCGAAGCGGACAAGGGGCACACAAAAUGAUAGUUAUCUAGAUGGGGAGGACAAAAGAAUGCUUAUAAGUAAGAUUCACCAAAAUUGCAUAACCACAUGGAGAGACCAAGAUAAGCUUGUUUUAAGAAAAAAAACAAUUCUUUCCCCUUGUUCCUACUACGACAUGACGAAUGACAGUUUGCUCCUCAUAUUGAAUUCUUUACGAACGAGGAAGAAAAACCCAAAGUACAUGCAGAGCGUGGACAUAAUAACAAACAUAUUUCUGUUUAGGUAUAUUCAGUACAAGUACAGCGAGGAGGCGAAUGAAGACAAUUUGUCCAAAAGGUGUGCAUCUGAAAAGGUGCCUUUUUUGGAUCCCCAAGUGGUAGAUAUGCAGGGGGGGGAAAGGGGGCUAUGCCUGAAUUUGGACUUGGACAUCAAUUCUGACGCAAAUUUGGACUCCAGUUUGGACUCCAAUUUGGACUCCAAUUUGGACUGUAAUUUUUCCCAACGCGAGGCCCACGGAGAGGGAACGCCCUUCCAGCAGAACGAGCAACGUGGACGUAGAACACAUAACAAUGCUGUGCAGAGAAAAGGGGAAAGUCAGCGUUGUGUCAGCGUUACGAGUGCACCGGGGGAUGACACCCAAAAGGGGGCUUCCAAUUCUCCUAGCUCAACGGACGAGGGCAACUUAAAUGGGGAUAAUCAAAUGAUGAAGAAAAAGGAUGCGCUGAGAAGAUACAUACGAAUAUAUUAUGCAAUUGUGAAGGUUCGAUAUUUUCACGAAAUGUCUAUCAAUAAACACAUAUUUCGUGAAUUGUGUGUAAACAGAGAAUAUAUCGAUAAUGCCAUCUUUUUGAACCUGCUUUUUUUUAUAUAUAAAUACAAGUUUGACGAAAUGAGAUACAUCCUCCUGCUGCAGAAAAAAUGUGCCCUGUAUAAGGACUUAUAUUAUACGCAUUCGAAUUGUAGAAUAGUGGAAUUUCUUUGUAAAAAAUUGAAAAUUAAUUUGGACGAUAGCGUCAGGACUACCCCCACGAAGCAGACAUCUUAUGAUUAUGAAAAUGUAUAG